This is a messenger RNA of Linum trigynum, 892 nucleotides long. Lineage: Eukaryota; Viridiplantae; Streptophyta; Magnoliopsida; Malpighiales; Linaceae. The record is from the annotation of a GenBank genome assembly.
CUUACAGAAGCGAGUCUCUAGAGUGGAGGUGAAGGUGGCCAAAGAUGUCACCGACUCACCGUGAUGGAAGAUUUAGGAGCUAACUUCACCCAAAUCCAAGGAGAUGUUCAAGGUUUGGGGACUAGUGUGUCGAGUUUGGCAAUGAAGGGCUUCGAGAAUAGCUCAUGGACCUCAUCAAAGACAUGAUCUCCACCUCCAUGAACAACUCCAUUGAGGUAAUGAAGGAGAUGGUUCUUGCUGAGAUGACCGUCUUGAAGGAGGAGGUUGCGGAGCUCAAAAGCGAGGUGAUGCUUGUGAAGAGGGUCAUGGCUAACAGACCUGCUGCGACGCAACCUACCUCAACUAUGGAGAUUUUAAGACCGAAGAGCUUUAAAGGGUUGAGGAAGGCAAGGGAGUUAGAGAAUUUCCUAUGGAGCUUGUAGCAAUACUUCGAAGCUUCGGGUAUUUGAGAUGAGAAUAUCAAGGUAAAAACUGCACCUCAUUAUUUGAGUGAUGAUGCUAUGUUGUGGUGGAGAAGGACCCAAGGCGGUAUCAGUAAAGGGACGUGCAUGAUGGAGUCAUGGAAUGACUUCAAGAGGGAGAUCAAUAGGAAAUUAUACCUCGAGAAUGUUGCGUUCGAAGCGCGAUCAUGACUAAGGAGGCUUGCUCACGAAGGAUAGAUUCGAGGGUUUAAGAAGGAGUUUUCCAAAUUGUUGCUCGAGAUCCCCGACUGCACCAACAAGGAGGCCAUGUUCACCUUCCUUGACGGUCUCCAACCAUGGGUGAAGUUGGAGCUACAAUGGCGAGGCAUGCAAAGUCUUGCCGAGGCGAUGGCGAUUGCCGAGUCUCUAGUCGAGUACCACAAUCCAGAAGAACGUGCGAAGUUCUGAGGCAAUGAAGGUGGGCACGACUA